Molecule: messenger RNA, 2960 nt
Organism: Anguilla rostrata (American eel)
Lineage: Eukaryota; Metazoa; Chordata; Actinopteri; Anguilliformes; Anguillidae
Product: SUZ domain-containing protein 1-like
Exons: 4
Coding region: 139-621 (160 amino acids)
Source: RefSeq, a predicted model, not a curated record
CUUCCAUGAAAUGGGGGCACUGGUGCAGUUAGCAUCCAAAACAACAGGUGGCGGCAAUGCUAAUUUACUACGAAUAUUACUAGCCGAUAGUUUAUAGAAGAAGAAUUUGUUCCUGGAGUGUGUGUGGGAGGCUGGAACAUGGAAGAUGAGGAGGUUACGGAGAAUUGGGAGGAAGCAGCGGACAGCGGGGAAAUGGAGAGAAGACUGGAGGAGAAACUGAGGAUCAGCCAGAAAGAGAAGAUGUCUAGCGCCGGUUCGGGACGCUCCCCGCUGAGGACGCCCAUCGUGAUCCAGGACGACUCGCUCCCCGCGGCCCCUCCCCCGCAGAUCCGCAUCCUGAAGCGGCCGUCCAGCAACGGCUCGCUGGGGUCCCCGGCCGCCGCCAUGCGCCCCGUCCCGCAGGUGAAGUCCCUCGCCCAGCGGGAGGCCGAGUACGCCGAGGCCCGCCGGCGCAUCCUGGGCAGCGCCACGCCCGACGACUCGCCGCAGGACAGGCCCAACGCGGACAGGCCAGCGCGAGUGAGUGGUCCCCCGCCCUCGGAGGAGUCCCGAUCAACCAAUCACGUGGUCCGGCAGCCGGCAGGCCCCGACGGUACGCAAGGCUUCCGCCAGCGCAGAUAGAGGGGGGGGCACAUCCUGCCUGGGGAGGGAGGGAGGGAGGAGGAGGAGAGCAGAACAGAGAGGGGGUGGGGUGAUGGGCGAAUGUCAAAGGGGGGGGGAACCAAUCAAAAUGACGAUAUCGAUUUUUAAUCAGGGAGGGGAGACGUAGAACAGGAUCAUGUAUGCAUUUCCUCUCCUCCCCUCUCCUCUUCCCCCAUCUCUCCCCCUGCCAGGAGGUGUUAGCAAGGUUAGGGCAGGAUGCUAAUAGCAAGGGAAAGGGAGAUGAGGAGUGUGGGGCAAGGAAUCCCCCCCCCCCCCCUCGGUCAACACUGUGAUGAGGACAUUGCUCGUUUAGGACACGGUUCACUGUGAUAUCCCCCUUUAAAAACUCCCUCCCUAUACAAAUUCCCCAUUCCCCAAUACCCCACCCUCCUCCUCACCUGCCUCCCCCACCCAACCCCCACCCCACUGUGACUGGCACCCUGUUGCUGGGAGACAAAAACCUUUUGCGCGGGGGGUCAUGACCGACCAAUCCCAGGACAUUAGGCUUGGAUAACUCUGCAGGAAGAAGAAGAGCGAAAGACUUUGAGUUUGUAAAGGGGCGGAGUUCGGAAGCGGUUGAAGAGUGCUCGAGUGCGGCAUUGGAUCAGAGAAACCAAGAGGCGACAGAAGUGCACUCGCAUCGGAAGAGGGGGUCACACUGGGUGCUGGCAUCUCCCAGCAAUAAUACGAAUAACAUCAUUAACGAUAAUCACACCUUCCUGCACUCUACACCUGGCAGUGUUUUAAACCUAUGUGUUUUUUUUUUUUAAUUUAAUUUUAAUUUCAUGUUUUUUGGUGACUUUGCUAAUUACACUUGUAGUUUUUAAAUUGGGAGAGGGAGAAUUAAGAUGGCGAGCUUAAGACGAUUGUUGGAUUUCUGUACAGUUCUAUUGUUUACGGUUUUUUCUUUUUUUUAAUUAUUAUUAUUUUGCCUUCCCUGUGUCUUCCUGUCCUGGUUUCUAUUUAUAAACAAAAUGAAUUAACACAGCAAAACGGAAUGACAGAAUAGUGACAAACAAAUCAGUUGGCGGAGUGAAGUCAGUUUUUAAAGUGGUGUUUUUUUAUUUUAUUUUAUUUUAUUUUAUUUUAUUUUUUGGGGGGUAGUUAUUAAGGAAUAGUUUUUUAAAAUUGAAAUCAGCCACAACAGGAAAUGGAUGCUUUGGAAAAACCUCAUCCUGUAAAUAGCAGUAUGUCCACACUUUGGAGCGGUACUGGAGGGAACUGAAUGGUCAGAAAUGCAUGGAGGAAAAAGGAUUUUCUCUGAGUAUUGCUUUGUUUAGCGUAUUUAGACACUUAAUGAAGAUUUAAAGAUAUCCUUCGUACUACUCUUUAAAAAAAACAUUUUAAAAAAUCAUACAUCUGCAGUCAACAGCAUCCUCCAUUUGUUCCGAUGUGCAUUACAAACAGGAACUCAGGUGCAUGUUAUGGAGAUUGAAGGAGAUCUGAAGUUAAGACUUUAACUCGCAUGGGGAAAAGAGGAUCUUCAUUCUCUGAUACCAGUUUGAAAAUUAUGGGCAAGCUAAGGAGAUUGUUGAAAAUGAUUAUUUUUUAAAUAUAUAAAAUUUUUGUAGCGGGUCGCAAGUUUAUUGGACCUAGUGGAAAGGCGAACUGUCCCACUCCUGUGGAGAGGGACAGAACUGUGUGGAAAUUUAUACAGCCCCCCCCCCCCCCACCAACGGUUUGUGUGUGAAUCAUAGUUUGUUUUGAGACAAAUGUCUUGACUGUUUAAUGAAUUGUGCUGGAACCGACAUGGAUUGUACGCGUUUCACACAGAUGUGUAUUUUUCUUUAGAGCGUUUGACCUUCCCCCCGUUCCCCGUACGCUGGGCUGCUGUGAUUUUAAAACGGCCAUUUUGUUUGUUUUUUUAGACCUCCACCCCCCCCCCCCGAUCUUUUUUACAUCAGUGGUGGUCGACUCCUGAAUAGUUCCUGGAGUUCUCCAUCCUGUGGGUUUUCAUUUGAACCCUAAUUUUGCACACCUGACUCUGCUAAUUAGCAGCUCAUCAAGACCUCUAGCUGUUGAACGAGGUGUGUGUGCUUUGUUAGGGCUGGAGUGAAACCCUACAGGACGGUAGAUCUCCAGGAACAGGGUCGGCUGCGACUGCUUUACAUCUUGCUGACCGUUGACUCGCUUUGCGGCAGCCGGUGCGAGACCCCACGUACCUGCCUGGGGAGUGUGACAAAAUGGCCGUUGGCUCGCAGCCACCCGGACACAGGUUAAAGAUGGUCAGUGUUUGUUUCACCCCGAGGAAGAACAAAAUCAGUCUGUAAAUACUUUAAAAGAUGCCCGUUUAAUAAAAAAAUGAUUUUAAAAAAAAA